Messenger RNA from Dermatophagoides pteronyssinus (European house dust mite), 1452 nucleotides. RefSeq names its product NECAP-like protein CG9132. Gene Ontology annotation, biological process: endocytosis. Lineage: Eukaryota; Metazoa; Arthropoda; Arachnida; Sarcoptiformes; Pyroglyphidae. Gene Ontology annotation, cellular component: membrane; clathrin vesicle coat. The record is from RefSeq and is a predicted model, not a curated record.
UGGAUUUUUUUUGUCCGCUCAUCAUCGUUGUUAAUAUCUUGAAAUAAAUUAUGAGAAUCAACUAUUGACAUCAAUCAUAUUGUGAAAACAAUUUUUUUUUUCUUUUUGAGUAUUCAAAUAAAAUAAAUAACAUUGUGACCGAAACAAAUCAAAAAAAAAUGGAUGAUUAUGAACGUAUUUUAUUAGUAAAACCGGAUGUUCAUGUGUAUAAAAUUCCACCACGUGUAUCGAAUCGUGCCUAUCGUGCAUCCGAUUGGAAUCUAGAUGCACCUGAUUGGAAUUGUCGUUUACGAUUGAUUGCCAAAGGUGAUGAAUGUUUUAUUAAAUUGGAUGAAAAAUCUACUGGGCAAUUUUUUGGCAAAUGUCCAGUAGAUAAAUAUCCCGGUAUGUCUAUUGAACCAGUAUCGGAUUCAUCACGUUAUUUUGUAUUACGUUUGGUCAAUGAACAAACUAAUCGUACGGCAUUUGUCGGUAUCGGUUUCAUUGAUCGUAGUGAUAGUUUUGAUUUAAAUGUUGCACUUCAGGAUCAUUUCAAAAUCGUUCAAAUGGAACAUAAAAAUGAUGAAAUUGAAGAUAAUGGACCACAAUUGGAUCUAAAAUUUAAAGAAGGUGAAACAAUUAAAGUUAAUCUUAAUAUUGGUAAUAAAAUUGGUUCGGCUAAACCACGACCAAAAUCAUCGAAUAAAGCUGGUGAUGCCGGUGGAUUCGGUAUAUUAUUACCACCACCACCUGGUUCCAAAACGAUCUCUUCCAACAAUCCUUCAUCAAAUGAAACAAAAACAACUAUUGAUAAUUUGGAAUCAUUAUCCGAAUCGAAUCUAUUAGAUGAUAUUGAUUCAUUACAUAUUUCUAAUUCGGGUAAUAAUGUUGGUGAUAAAAAUGAAAAUUUAUCUUGUACAAUGGUGCUCAAUAAUAAACAAUCUGUUGAUGAAAUGGAUCAAAUGUUUAAAUUUGUGCCUAAAGAUUCGGAUGGUGUUGAUCUUUUUGCCGAUAAUAAUUCAACAAAAACAGCAACCACAUCAUCAAAAUUAUCGACAAAUGAUUUAUGGUCAAAUUUUACAUCGUGCAAUACUUCUAAUACAACUACUAAUAAUCCUAUUACUAGCCAAUCGAAAACAAUAACCGAAACAUUUAUGUCAUCGACAAAUGAUGAUAAUGAUUCAAUAACAGCUAAUCAAUUUGAUGAUUGGGCUAAAUUUUAAUCAAAUUAUUGUAACGAUAUUCCUCCCUUGAUAACGGGAGAAACAGAAACCUAAAAAGAAUUUGUUGAAAGAAAUCAUUUUUUGUUUCUCAAAAUAUCAAUAUUAUUAAUUUUCAAUUUAAUUAACUAAUUUCACAUUAUUUUAUUUUCAUCACUCCGAGUGUGUUUUUCUCCAAUUCAUCAUAGAGAAUUGAUUAUCUUAAUUUUUAAUUUUUCUCCCACCCCUUCCAAUCGAUAACUUAUUUUCAAAA